Molecule: messenger RNA, 2432 nt
Organism: Microtus oregoni (creeping vole)
Lineage: Eukaryota; Metazoa; Chordata; Mammalia; Rodentia; Cricetidae
Gene: Rrp9
Product: ribosomal RNA processing 9, U3 small nucleolar RNA binding protein
Exons: 15
Coding region: 69-1502 (477 amino acids)
Cellular component (GO): small-subunit processome
Molecular function (GO): snoRNA binding; protein binding
Source: RefSeq, a predicted model, not a curated record
CCGGGUCUUGCCAUGCGGCCAGGGUUUAGCUGCCAUGUGAGUUCUCCCGCAGCCGCAGCAGCACCCUGAUGAUCAUGUCCACUGCCGUGGCAACUCGUAAGCGGGCAAAGCCGGCCCCCGGACCCGGGGCCGCUGCGGGGGCCGGCAAGCGGCGGCGAAAGGUCGACUCUGCUGGGGACAGAGGCAAAUCCAAGGGUGGCGGCAAGAUGAAUGAAGAAAUUUCCAGUGAUUCUGAGACUGAGAGUUUGGCUCCAAGGAAAACAGAGGAAGAGGAGGAGGAGGAGCUAGAGGAGACUGCGCAGGAGAAGAAGCUACGUUUGGCCAAACUCUACCUUGAGCAGCUUAGGCAGCAAGAGGAGGAGAAGGCUGAAGCUCGUGAAUUUGAGGAGGAUCAGGUGGCAGGACGCUUAAAAGAAGACGUGCUCGAGCAGAGAGGCAGGUUACAGAAGUCGGUGGCAAAGGAGAUCCAGGCCCCGGCUCCCACCGACAUUCGAGUUUUACGGGGCCACCAGCUCUCCAUCACGUGCUUGGUUAUCACUCCUGAUGACCUGGCCAUCUUCUCCGCCGCCAAAGACUGCACCAUCAUUAAGUGGAGUGUAGAGACUGGGCGGAAACUGCAUGUAAUUCCUCGAGCCAAGAAGGGUACCCAGGGGCAGCCUUCAGGCCACAGCAGCCACAUCCUCUGCAUGGCCAUCUCCUCUGAUGGCAAGUACCUUGCCUCUGGUGACCGAAGCAAACUCAUUCUAAUUUGGGAGGCCCAGAGCUGCCAGCACCUGUACACCUUCACGGGACACCGGGAUGCUGUGUCGGGACUGGCUUUCCGAAGAGGUACCCACCAGCUCUACAGCACUUCCCACGACCGCUCAGUGAAGGUGUGGAACGCAGCCGAGAACUCCUAUGUGGAGACCCUCUUUGGGCACCAGGAUGCUGUGGCCGCAUUGGAUGCCCUGAGCCGAGAGUGCUGUGUGACAGCCGGGGGCCGGGAUGGGACUGUGCGUGUGUGGAAGAUCCCAGAGGAAUCCCAGCUUGUCUUCUAUGGCCACCAGGGCUCCAUUGACUGUAUCCAUCUGAUCAAUGAGGAGCACAUGGUGUCCGGUGCAGAUGAUGGCUCCGUGGCCUUGUGGGGCCUCUCCAAGAAACGGCCACUUGCCCUCCAGCGGGAAGCUCAUGGACUGCAUGGGGAGCCAGGCCUGGAGCAGCCCUACUGGGUGUCAUCGGUGGCGGCCCUGCUUAAUACAGACCUUGUGGCCACAGGCUCCCACAAUGCCUGUGUGCGGCUUUGGCAGUGUGGAGAGGGCUUCCGACAGCUUGACCCUCUUUGUGACAUCCCCCUGGUUGGUUUUAUCAAUAGCCUCAAGUUCUCCAGUGCUGGGGACUUCUUGGUGGCUGGAGUGGGCCAGGAGCACAGGCUUGGCCGGUGGUGGAGGAUCAAAGAGGCUCGGAAUUCAGUCUGCAUCAUCCCUCUGCGCAGAGUCCCUGCGGCCCCUGUUGCUGGCUCCUGACACUCGUUCUUAUUUAAGUGCUUUCUAGACCCUGCCCCCCUUUUUGUAUUAAAAAGGUCCUAUUUUAGACCUUGUUCCUCUGGUUCCUGGGAGGGUAAGCAGCAGGGGUGUGUGUGUGACAGGGACCAGGAGCUGGCAGAGACCCGAGGAAGGGCAAGCUGUCAGCUGAAGGCCUUUGAUUGUUUUCAGAGGACUGUGGGUGGGAACCUCUGCUGGCUCUUGCAUGACCUCGUCAGCCAGCUGCUUUCAGAGUCUGCUCACCCAUCAGCCAAGAAGCUCUGGCUUUCAGUUCUGUACACAAACUCUAACUGGGGUCUGAGGAUUAAAUGGGAUAGCAGGGCCACACGUCAGGCUGACCCUACUUCCCUACCCUCAGGAAGCUGGAAGGGAUAGACGGCCCCCGAAGUGGGAGUCUGCCAUGCUUGGGGACAAGGUCAGCACUGGGGAAGAGAUCUUGGAUCUGAUAGCAAGAGCCAGGCAGGGACCCGCUGGAGAGGCAUUAGAGGAAUACUUGCUUCUGCAUGUUGGGUGGCUCACUCCUGUCGUAGGGGUGCAGCAGUAGAGGGGAGGAGAGACUGGGGAGAUAGAGGAGUAGGGCAGAUGGUAGGUCCCUCCAAGACUUUUUUGAGGAGUGACAUUGAGGUGUAAAAAGUGAUGGAGAGGACUCUGCUCCACCCCCACUCCAGGAUAGCUUGUGCAGGAGCGGAAUGCUGGCUCAGAGAGGGUUGAGAGCUAAGUGACCCAUUCUGGGUCCCAUUAAAAAGGUAACCAGGCUGAUGGACGGCUCAGUGGGUGGAGGCACUUGCUGCCAAGCCUGAUGACCUGAGCUCUGUCCUCAGAAGAACCCAGAUGGUGGGAGGAGAGAACUGAACCCCAAAAGUUGUCCUCCGACUUUCACACACACGGCACAGCACAUGCCAUCUCGAUAAA